Molecule: messenger RNA, 569 nt
Organism: Corticium candelabrum
Lineage: Eukaryota; Metazoa; Porifera; Homoscleromorpha; Homosclerophorida; Plakinidae
Product: signal peptide, CUB and EGF-like domain-containing protein 3
Exons: 5
Coding region: 105-569 (154 amino acids)
Source: RefSeq, a predicted model, not a curated record
UAUGGAUAGGAAAACAAAUUUAAUAUAUCGCAUCAUAUAUCUGUUAUUGUAAAUGUUUUUGUUUAGGGAAAGAUGAUCAAACAGUAAAGAACAAUGGAGACGUAAUGUGGUCAUGGACACACUCCAAUUUUCAUCCCAACGACCAACUGGAUUUCUCGUACACUGACCAACAGCACAGGCCUGUCUAUGGCCUUUCUCAGCUGGACGAAGAUGUUCGCAAGGAAGCUGAACAACGAUGUGGAGCAAAAGACCUGAGCAAGACUCUAUUGGAAAACUGUGUACUUGACUUCAGCCUUACAAAAGAUGUUACGCUUGUUGAACAACAAGCUUUUCAGCAAGGCAAAUGCCCCAAUGACUGUUCCAAUCACGGGCAGUGCAACAACGGAACGUGUGUCUGUGUCAAGAAUUGGAUGGGCGAAGACUGCAGCCAAGCCGUUGACGAGUGCGCUACAGCAAGCAAGGCGUGCGAUCAGCUGUGCACUGAUACUUGUGAAGCGUACGAGUGUAAUUGCGGGAGCGGAUACCGGCUGUUAGACGACAACAGCACAUAUGAAGGACUAGAAAGGUAA